GCACAUUGCUUUUAUAUACACCUCCUACUAAACCAACUAGUCUUAGAAAUAAUAAUUUAUAACCACACAACCUUUCUUUUUAUUCUUCAACAAAAGCACCCCCUAUGUACUGUCCCUCAGCCGGAAAACCUACCGGAAAAUUCUCAAACCCUUUUGAUAUUUUAUUUUUUUAGCUAGAAAAAAGGUUUGCAUAUAAUUUAUUACAUGCUAUGGAUAAUAUGAAUGAUAAUAAUACAUCUAAUAAUUCAAGAGGAGCAAGUAGUUUCUUGUACGGAAUUGGAGGCACCUCUAGCUCUUCUUCUGCUCAUCAGCUGCCUCUUGUGAUGAAUGGAUUUCAUCUCCCUAAUGAUGAAUCAAGUAGGUUUCAUCAUCAUCCUAUGGUGAAAAUGGAGGCUGGGAAUCAUAAUUCUGUGCACCACAGAUUUCAUUAUCCUUCUGCCAUCAGAAGCCACCAGGAGAAUAUUGAUCAGAGUGAAGGUGCGGCUGCUGAAGCUAUUAAAGCUAAGAUCAUUGCUCAUCCUCAGUAUUCUAGUCUUCUGCAAGCUUACAUGGAUUGCCAAAAGGUUGGAGCUCCGGCAGAAGUGAUGGCUCGGCUGGCGGCUAUUCGGCAGGACUUCGAAGCCAGGCAGCAAGCAUCAGUAAACUGCGGAGAAGCAUCCAAAGAUCCAGAGCUUGAUCAAUUCAUGGAGGCUUAUUACGACAUGCUUGUGAAGUACCGUGAGGAGCUAACCAGACCAUUACAAGAGGCCAUGGAGUUCAUGCAAAGGAUAGAGACUCAGCUCAAUAUGCUCUCCACCAGUCCACGUCAGAUCUUCAACCCCGAUGAGAAAUGUGAGGUCAUUGGUUCGUCAGAAGAGGAUCAAGAUAAUAGCGGUGGAGAGACAGAACUUCCGCAGAUUGAUCCACGUGCUGAAGAUAGGGAGCUGAAGAACCACCUCUUGAGGAAAUAUAGUGGUUACCUGAGUAGUCUCAAGCAAGAACUUUCCAAGAAAAAGAAGAAAGGAAAACUACCCAAAGAUGCCCGCCAGAAGUUACUAAGUUGGUGGGACUUGCACUACAAAUGGCCAUAUCCUUCUGAGACGGAGAAAGUAGCAUUGGCAGAAUCAACCGGGUUGGAUCAGAAACAGAUUAAUAAUUGGUUCAUCAACCAAAGAAAACGACACUGGAAACCUUCGGAAGAUAUGCAAUUUAUGGUGAUGGAUGGACUUCAUCCUCAAAAUGCAGCUCUAUACAUGGAGGGCCACUAUGUUGGUGAAGGUCCUUAUCGAUUGGGGCCAUGAAUAAUAAACGUGGGCCGGUCUCCCGAGACAACAAUGAUUAAUAUUGUGCCAUAAAUCUAUGAAUACUAUGGUUGUUGAGAGUUGGCCAGUGUUUGUGGGACUGUUAUGUAUGUAUGUAUGUUAUGAUAGGAGAGUGAUUUAAUUAUUUUUAGCUGAACAGCUUCAGUUUUGCUUGUCCUUUCGCAAUCUUGAAGAUCUGGAAGUAAGUUUUCGAGACCUGCAUAUUUUACUUGUACUGAUAUCUGUAUCAGAACUUCUGUUCAAAGUCUUAAGAUAAAUGUAUGAAGUUUGUUGUGUA
Daucus carota subsp. sativus is the source of this 1578-nucleotide messenger RNA. RefSeq names its product homeotic protein knotted-1. The transcript has 5 exons. Gene Ontology annotation, cellular component: nucleus. NCBI's taxonomy places the organism in Eukaryota, Viridiplantae, Streptophyta, Magnoliopsida, Apiales, Apiaceae. The record is from RefSeq and is a predicted model, not a curated record. Gene Ontology annotation, biological process: regulation of transcription by RNA polymerase II. Bases 210 to 1280 code for a protein of 356 amino acids. Gene Ontology annotation, molecular function: DNA-binding transcription factor activity, RNA polymerase II-specific; RNA polymerase II cis-regulatory region sequence-specific DNA binding.